Penicillium angulare is the source of this 1140-nucleotide messenger RNA. RefSeq lists its product as uncharacterized. The record is from RefSeq and is a predicted model, not a curated record. Gene Ontology annotation, molecular function: oxidoreductase activity. The coding region runs from base 1 to 1140 and encodes 379 amino acids. NCBI's taxonomy places the organism in Eukaryota, Fungi, Ascomycota, Eurotiomycetes, Eurotiales, Aspergillaceae. Gene Ontology annotation, cellular component: mitochondrion. The transcript has a single exon.
AUGUCUUUGCCAGCUACCUAUCUCGCCCUCGUCUGUCGCGAAUAUGGCCAACCCCUCGCGCUCGAAACGCGCCCAACCCCCGCCGCAGUGCCUGGAAGCGCAGUCAUCAAAGUCCUCUCAGCUCUCGUCGAUCCAUCAGAGAAGAGUCGGUUGCUCAUGAACAAACGCAACAUUCACUUCAGCCAACAACCCCCGUUCGUCCCAGGUAACUGUGCUGUUGGACGAGUCGCUGCCGUGGCAAACGAUGCUACAACCCUGAGGGUUGGCCAACUCGUUCUUUUGGAAUGCUUUGUGCGCGGACGCGACGAUCCCAACGCCCAAGCUCUCAGAGCCGUCUUCGAAGGACCUUCACCCUCUGCUAAACGACUCACCCACCAGGAAGACCUGUGGCGUGAUGGUCAUUGGGCAGAAUAUACUCGCGCCCCUCUUGAGACCUGCUGGCCCCUAGAUGAAAAGGCUUUGCUUGGACGCGUGGAGGAAGGAGGCCUUGGAUAUAAAAUGAGCGAUAUUCCAUACUUGGCUAAACAUGCGAUUGCCUAUGGGGCAUUCAGGACUAUCGACCUCAAGGCCGGUGAAACAAUCGUCAUUGGACCUGCUACUGGUAACCACGGUGGAGCCGCUGUCCAAGUUGCUUCGGCCAUGGGCGCUCGAACUAUUGCCGUCAGUCGUAAUGUCGAUGCCUUGCGCAAACUCCGAGAGAGUAUCCCUCGAGUUGAAACUGUCGCUUUAACCGGAAACCCAGGGGAGGAUGUCAAGCUGCUGUCUCAGUUUGGACCCAUUGAUGCCUUCCUGGACUUUACGCCUGCCGGCAUACAAACUCCACCAUACCUGAAGGCCUUUGCUUUAUCUCUGAAGCCCUAUGGCCGAGGAGUGCUUGCUGGAUUCCCACACGGCGAUGUGUCGCUGCCUUAUGGGCUUAUGGUUGGCAAAAACAUCACCAUUCGGGGGUCAUUAAUGUAUCAACCGGAAGAUGUGAGAGGGCUGAUCAAGCUUGCUGAGCGAGGACUACUGAAGCUCGGAAAGAGCAGUGGCUCAGAGGUUUUCGGUGGAUACACACUUGACCAGCAUGAUGAAGCAAUUACCAAAGCCCACGAGCAUCAAGUGUGGGGAACGCAGGUCAGUUUCGAGCUGGAAGAGUAA